AUGCUACUACCGUCUCUAUUCAAACAAAGAUUUUCAUCAUUACUACGAUGCUCCUAUCCACUAAGACAAUAUGCCUCAGUAUCAUUCCCAUCAAAACCAAUAACAAUUGAAGAAAAAAAACACAACUUGAAUCAAGAACAAUCUCGAAAAACUUUAGAAGAAAGAAUAUCCAAAAUACCCAUAGAGAAUUAUAGAAAUUUCAGCAUAGUUGCUCAUGUUGAUCACGGAAAAUCUACACUAUCUGAUAGAUUAUUAGAAUUAACUGGAGUCAUACAACCAGGUCUGAAUGCCCAAGUGCUAGAUCGGCUUGAAGUUGAAAGACUAAGAGGAAUUACAGUAAAAGCAAAUACUUGCUCGUUAAUAUACAAACACAACGAUAAUCAAGACUACCUACUACAUCUUGUUGACACCCCUGGGCAUGUUGAUUUCAGAGCAGAAGUUAGUAGAAGUUAUGCAUCUUGUGGUGGAGCAUUAUUAUUAGUUGAUGCAUCUCAAGGUGUUCAAGCUCAAACAGUUGCAAAUUUUUAUUUGGCUUAUAGUAUGGGAUUAAAGUUAUUACCAAUUAUUAAUAAAAUUGAUCUUGAUCUGGCUGAUAUUCCAAGAUCAAUUGAACAAGUUGAAUCUACUUUUGAACUAGAUCCAAAAGAUUGUAUACCAGUGAGUGCUAAAACUGGAUUGAAUGUAAAAGAUAUUAUACCUGCAAUUAUUGAAAAAAUACCAGCUCCAAUAGGAGACGCUGACAAACCAUUAAAAGCACUACUUGUUGAUUCUUGGCAUGACCCUUACGUUGGAGUUGUGAUGUUAGUCCAUAUAGUUGAUGGUAAGAUGAAAAAGGGAAUGAAAAUACUAUCGGCUCAUAGUAAUAAAACCUACGAUGUAAAAGAAGUUGGUAUAAUGUAUCCUGAUAGAACGCCAAUGGAAAGUAUAAAAGCAGGUCAAGUUGCAUAUAUUAUUCCAGGAAUGAAAAAUCCGAGAGAAGCAUUAGUCGGUGAUACUUUUUUCCAAUUAGGCAAAAGUGAAGGGUUACAACCAUUACCUGGAUUUGAAGAACCUAAGCCCAUGGUUUUUGUUGGUGCAUUUCCUGCCGAUGGUAAAGAUUUUAAUGCUAUGGAUGAUCAAAUGCAAAAUUUAGUCUUGAAUGAUAGAUCCGUUUCAUUGGAAAAGGAAACUUCUAAUGCCUUAGGACUUGGUUGGAGAUUAGGAUUUUUAGGUUCAUUACAUGCUUCGGUUUUUAAAGAAAGAUUAGAGAAUGAAUAUGGUGCGAAGAUCAUCUUGACAGCUCCUACAGUACCUUAUAAGAUAAUUUAUCGUAAUGGUAAGGAAAAGAUUGUCACUAAUCCAGAUGAAUUUCCAAUGAAUAAAGUAGUUAAUGAAGUUGAUUGCUAUAUGGAACCUUACGUUGAAGCUAUCAUGACAUUACCAAAUGAAUAUGUUGGAGCCGUAAUGACCUUAUGUUUGAAUAAUCGGGGUGAACAAAAGGAUGUUGAAUAUUUGAAUACCGGUCAAGUACUUUUAAAAUAUGAGAUCCCAAUGUCACAAUUAGUCGAAGACUUUUUUGGAAAAUUAAAAGGCUGUACCAAAGGAUAUGCAUCAUUAGAUUAUGAAGAAGGUGGUUAUAGAAAAUCAGAUAUUGUUAAAAUGGAAUUAUGUGUAAAUGGUGAACCUCAAGAUGCAUUAACAACAAUUACGCAUAAAUCUCAAGCACAAUCAAAAGGUAAGGAAUAUGUAACAAGAUUCAAAAAAUACCUUAGGUAUCAAUUAUUCGAAGUCGCAAUUCAAGCAAGAGUCAACAACAAAGUUAUUGCAAGAGAAACCAUAAAAGCUAAACGAAAAGAUGUUACUCAAAAAUUACAUGCUGCUGAUAUAUCAAGAUACAAAAAGUUAUUAGAAAGACAAAAAGAAGGUAAAAAACAAAUGAAAGCUACUGGAAGAGUGACCAUUGGAAAUGAUGCCUAUCAAGCAUUUUUACGACGUGAUGAUUAA
Messenger RNA from Lodderomyces jiufengensis, 1983 nucleotides. RefSeq names its product GTPase. Gene Ontology annotation, molecular function: GTPase activity; GTP binding; mitochondrial ribosome binding. Gene Ontology annotation, cellular component: mitochondrion. Gene Ontology annotation, biological process: positive regulation of translation. The record is from RefSeq and is a predicted model, not a curated record. The coding region runs from base 1 to 1983 and encodes 660 amino acids. The transcript has a single exon. NCBI's taxonomy places the organism in Eukaryota, Fungi, Ascomycota, Pichiomycetes, Serinales, Debaryomycetaceae.